UUUUUUUUUUUUUUUUAAUAAAUUUAAAUGUUAAGACGUCUUUUCUCAACAAAAAAGUGCUUGUCUGUAGACCAGCUUGAAAGCAUUUAUAAAUUAUCAACAGCUGUCAAUAGUAAUUCAAGUAAACUAGAGAAGCAAGCAAUAAUAAAGCAAUACCCCGCAUGUCAUUCAAUUUUAAAACGUAUAUAUGAUCCUCAUUUAAGGCAUCAUGUGUCUUCAAAGGCAGCUAUCAAAUAUUUAAAAAAGUAUCCAAUAACUGACUUGGAUAAAGCUGUCAAAUAUACCAAUGUAAAUGAUUUAUUAGAUGCUCUAUCUUCGCGAACUAUUAAAGGACAUGCAGCAUGUGCAGCCAUUGCUUCCUUUUAUAAUACAUAUUGUAAAACAAAACCUCAUCAAGAUAUAUUUUGGCGCAUCAUUGACCGUAAUCUGAAAAUGGGAGUCUCCGUCAUCACCAUUCGUCGACUAUUAUCUGCUAGAACAACCAGUGAAAAUACGAUAAACAAAGAGAAACAAUCUACAAUAAAUAUUCAAGUUGCCUUAGCCUUCCCAAUGUCUGCUAACAAAAAUGGGCUUAAUAUCCAAGUUGACAGCUGGUAUGUCUCGCAAAAACUAGAUGGUAUUCGAUGUAUUACGAUAAUUCAAAAAGAUAAAAAUGGACAAUACGAUAUUGAAUUUUAUUCGAGAACAGGAAGACCAUUCACUUCUCUCCAAAAAGUCAAAAAUGAUCUUGAAGAUAGACUUGAAGAAUUAGGGGAUCAAAUAAAGGAUGCAUUUGUGCUUGAUGGUGAAAUUUGUGCGUACAGCAACGACUUGGGUAGGAUAAAUGAGGAUUUUUUAAAGGCCGUAAGUCAAAUACGACGAUUAAAUGAGCAAAUGGAGAACCCUGUCUAUCAAAUAUUCGAUUGUAUCACUCUUCAUGAUUUUUUAAAGACAAAAGGAGAACAAUUAUUUGCUGAGCGACAAGCAAUUUUAAAGAAUUUUGUAGGGAACAUACAAAGAGCCCAUGUAAAGAUGGUAAAACAAAUCAAGCUGGAAAGUUUGGAGCAGUUAAAUAGGCUUAAACAGAAAUCAAUUCAAAUGGGUUGGGAAGGUUUAAUUUUAAGAAAAGAUGUGUUUUAUGAAGGAAAACGAACUCGAAAUAUGCUUAAAAUAAAAGAAUGGGAAGAUGCAGAAUAUAUUGUGAAAAGUAUAGAGACAGGAUAUAUGAGAAUGCCUGAUACUGGUGAAGAUAAGCUUGUCCUUACUAGUGUUAAUAUUGAACAUAAAGGGAAUAUUGUCAGUGUUGGAUCAGGAUUUUCAAUACAAAAACGUAUCAUUUAUGCUGAAAAUCCUAAUUUAAUUCUUGGUAAGCCUAUCACUGUUCGUUACUUUUCUGAAUUCAAGAAAGAAAAUGGUACUGUCUCAUUACGGUUCCCAACUGUUAAAGCAGUUUACGAAGAAGGGGAAAGAGAUGUUUAAACCAUUUUUUUUUAUUUAUUACAUAAUAAAAUAAAAGCAGUCAUUUGUAAUCUA
This is a messenger RNA of Cokeromyces recurvatus, 1512 nucleotides long. RefSeq lists its product as uncharacterized. Gene Ontology annotation, biological process: DNA repair; DNA recombination. Gene Ontology annotation, molecular function: ATP binding; DNA ligase (ATP) activity. The coding region runs from base 28 to 1458 and encodes 476 amino acids. The transcript has 2 exons. Lineage: Eukaryota; Fungi; Mucoromycota; Mucoromycetes; Mucorales; Mucoraceae. The record is from RefSeq and is a predicted model, not a curated record.